This is a messenger RNA of Neodiprion fabricii, 1426 nucleotides long. RefSeq names its product ADP-ribose glycohydrolase ARH3-like. The record is from RefSeq and is a predicted model, not a curated record. Gene Ontology annotation, cellular component: mitochondrion; nucleus. The coding region runs from base 1 to 1056 and encodes 351 amino acids. NCBI's taxonomy places the organism in Eukaryota, Metazoa, Arthropoda, Insecta, Hymenoptera, Diprionidae. The transcript is spliced from 6 exons.
AUGGGUAGAAUGGAUUCAUUGUUGUUGAAAAGCAAAUUUCGAGGCUCCUUGCUCGGCGCGUUGAUGGGUGAUUGCCUCGGCUCCGCUUACGAAGGGGACGAACUAUUUAGCGCUGGUAUGAAGCUUGUCAUUCAAAAGUCUUUCGACAAGCUGCAAGGGCCGCAUUUUAAAGCGCCUGUUAUUCAAUUCACUGACGAUUCUGCAAUGACUCGAGCCGUUGCCGAAUCUCUGAUCGAAUGCACAGGAUUCGACCAGACACACAUGGCCAAGAAGUUUGUCAAGUCAUACUACCUGGAACCCAACCGAGGCUAUGGAGCUGGUGUAACGACGGUAUUUCAUAAACUUCGAAACAACAAGUUCGUUGAUGUACUAGGGCCUGCGAGGGAGCAGUUCAACGGCGAAGGUUCCUUGGGUAAUGGUGGCGCGAUGAGAGUCGCUCCAAUUGCGCUUUUCUACUAUAAGAAUUCUGAGCUCAUGGUUGAUACAGCCAGGAAACAGUCCCAUAUCACUCAUACGCACAAAACUGGAGUCGACGGAGCAAUACUUCAGGCGAUUGCUAUUCAACAAAGCCUCUUAUUAGAUCCUAAAGAAGAAUUGGAUACUUGCAAGUUUACUGACAACUUAAUUAAUGAAAUGGACAAAAUUGAAAUUGAUGAAGAAGGAUUAGGUUUGGUUGACCCAUCUCCUUACAAAACUCAAUUGAAGUUACUGAGGAAUCUAAUCUGCGAAGACGGGGAUGGGCCUCAUGAUGAAAAAGUAGUUCAUCAGUUGGGAAACGAUGUAUCGGCACUUCAUUCUGUGCCUACAGCAAUUUAUUGCUUUCUCAAAGCUCAGAAACCCAUACCAGCCAUACAGACGGAAAAUCCACUGAGAAGAACAGUUCAAUAUGCUAUCAGCCUAGGCGGCGAUACGGAUACGAUCGGCAGCAUGGCUGGCGCUAUUGCGGGCGCCUUUUACGGGGAGGAGAUGAUUCGUCCAGAGAUUUUAAAACACUGUGAGACUUCUGACAAGUUCAGGGAACUUGCUGAUCAACUCUUCCACCUGGCCACAGCUUGAGAAACGAAUAACAAGAUGCUACAGUGCUCAAUCGACUCUGCCGUUUCAUAUUAAUUGAAAUCAAACGAGUUUUUUUUUUACUUCAGACCAACAAAUCAAUGGCGCGACCGUUGAUUAUUUUUUUGACGUCAUUUUGAUACGAUUGUAAAAAUAUCGUUCUUAUGCACUAGUUUCUUUGUUAGAUACCGUAUUUUACGACUUGUAUAGCGCGCAUUUAAUUCAUUCUCCGCGAGUAACGGAUCACUUCGCAAUCAGUUAUGUCUUUUUUACGGACCGAUGAUUAUACUCGUUUUGCUACAACUGACGAGUAAGGUGGUAUUCCACAGAUUAUUCAAUAGACUUUCAUAAUUUGAAAAAUCAUAUGAUAUCA